AUGAUGGACAAAGAUAUCCCUGGUUUCGUCGUCGACUUUUUAAAAGAGGCACAAAACAAAUAUUUUGUACAAAUUGACUCGGGGUAUCUGAAGGAUGUAUUUAAUACAACUGGCCUCGAGCAUUACGUCCAUGGGUUUGAGGAUGCUUACCGUCUCUUAUGUGGGGAGAAAAUAGCUGGGAGUGACGAGUAUUUAACUUUUUGUAAUGAAGGAGCAAGAGAAUUGUAUGGUCUUCUUCAUUCCCGGUAUAUCAUGACGGAAAUGGGGGUGUUUAAAGCCAAAGAAAAAUACAAAACACAUGAAUUUGGUGAAUGCCCUCGUUUUUUCUGUAACAAAACGGGGUUGUUGCCUUGUUCUCUAUCGGACAUCCCUAACGAGACUAAGCUCGUGAUGUACUGUCCGUCUUGUAAACAUAUGUAUAGUCCCCCAAAAGUAUUUUCACAGAUCGAUGGCGCGUAUUUUGGGAAGUCGUUUGCGCACCUUUUCGUCAUGACCAACCCAGACCUUGUGACAAAAACAAAUCCACAACAGAUCAAAUACCAGCCGUCAUUGUUUGGCUUUAAAAUGUAUACUGGAGAGAUCAGUAAGUUGCCGUCAAACUUCUCGCCGAAGAAAUCGUUCUUUACAAAAAUACAGUGA
Molecule: messenger RNA, 639 nt
Organism: Entamoeba invadens IP1
Lineage: Eukaryota; Evosea; Mastigamoebida; Endamoebidae
Product: casein kinase II subunit beta, putative
Exons: 2
Coding region: 1-639 (212 amino acids)
Cellular component (GO): protein kinase CK2 complex; cytoplasm
Molecular function (GO): protein kinase regulator activity
Source: RefSeq, a predicted model, not a curated record